Messenger RNA from Didymosphaeria variabile, 852 nucleotides. RefSeq lists its product as uncharacterized. Gene Ontology annotation, molecular function: nitronate monooxygenase activity. The transcript has a single exon. NCBI's taxonomy places the organism in Eukaryota, Fungi, Ascomycota, Dothideomycetes, Pleosporales, Didymosphaeriaceae. Bases 1 to 852 code for a protein of 283 amino acids. The record is from RefSeq and is a predicted model, not a curated record.
AUGGCAUCACGAAACAACUGGGCGACCGAACUAAGGAGCUAUCUGCCAUGGACAAAAUCCCCACUUCUCAUCUCCGCCCCCAUGGGCGGCUUCGCCUGGUCUACCCUCGCGACCUCUGUGUCCCUUGCCGGUGGCCUCGGCCUCAUCGGCUGCUUAAACGACAUGUCGCAGCUCUCUACCCAACUCACUCAAGCACGCUCUACAUUCGCCUCUUCCUCCAACCCUUCUAUUCAGGCGUCGAAAACGCUACCCCUCGGCAUAGGCUUCCUGGCGUUCAUUUGUAAGGCCGAGGAUGUUGUCCCCAUGAUCAAGGAAUUCAAGCCCGCGGUCGUGUGGCUCUUCGCUGCGAAGCGGCUAGGUGACUAUAAGGGUUGGAUCGAGGCCCUGAGGAGCGCGAGUCCGGAGACGAAGGUGUGGGUUCAAGUGGGGAACGUGGAGGGUGCGCUGCAUGUUGCAAAAGAUGCGCGGCCGGAUGCGAUUUGUCUCCAAGGUGCGGAUGCAGGUGGCCAUGGCUUCGAGAAAGGCGCGGGCGUCAUCAGUCUGGUGCCGGAGGCAGCGGAUGCGCUAAAAAGAGAGGGGUGUGUUGACAUUCCGCUGCUCGCGAGCGGGGGUAUUGUAGAUGGGAGGGGCGUUGCUGCUGCGCUUGCGCUUGGGGCGGCGGGUGUGGCGAUGGGGACGAGGUUUCUAGCCAGCAAGGAGGUAUCAAUUCACCCCGUAGCCCAGGCUGCUGUUAUUGAAGCGGAAGAUGGAGGGCAGGUUACGAAGAGGAGUAAGCUGUUUGAUCAACUGAAGGGGCCGAACAUCUGGCCUGAGGCGUACGCAAUGCCCGGGUACGAAGUCGAUCUGUCUUAG